GCGAAUGUUGACACUAUCCAGAUCUUUGCUCGAACAUUUGACUUGUAGUUUUGCUGCAGGCACUUCCUUUCCACAUCUAAGUAUUGCUUUGGCGCCAUCUUGUAGCAUAAACAAACUAUGUUCAAGUGAGCUGAGAAGCUUCUUGUAUUGAGCAAUUACAAAUGUUUCAUGGUGGGGGUUAAUUAUUUGUUUUUUUGUGCUAUUUGCGGAAAUGUUUUUGAGCAGAGGUGCAGCAUCCGCUUUGAUGUUAAACUAUUUUAGGCAAAUGUUUUCAAAAUAAUACGAGCCAAUGUUGAAUUCGAGCACAUCUCCAUGCAUCAAUGCGUGCAAAUAAUAAUGUUCACCAUUGUAGUUCGCUCUUGAGUUCAAACGGAAGUGUGUGAGUUUGCGCUUUAAUUUUGAAAAGACAGCGGAACUUGGACAGGUUCGACAUGUUCUGUGGCCCAAAAAAAAAAGAAAAAAAAAAAGGGAAGAAAAAAAACUGCGAGAAAGGCUGCCGAGUGAGGAGGCUCGACAAUGACGACCCACGACGCGAAGUCCGAAGCGAACCCAAGCGGACUUGUCCAGAACCGACGUUCCGGAGCAUGCGUCCGUGCGCCAGCCACGGGGAGACGGAACAGACGGAGCACGGUGAUAUAACCUGACCACCUGCGGAGUUUUGUUGCUUUGAAUCAUCGCGCAAGUACAGUCCGCUCGGGUCCGCUCCGGUCCAAGGAUGCCUUUCUGCAAGCGUGCGGUCCUGCCGAGGGAUUUGUGCAAGCCCGGCGUCGGCGUCAGGACGUCGGAGCUGUUCGCGGACCUGGCCGACGUGUGCGCCUUCACGCUGGCCUCGGUGCUCCGCCAACUUUCGGACCUGUCCCGACACUCGCUGGGCGUCCUGGAGGAGCUGGAGGGCGAGCUGGCGUCCGUGUGCCGCAGAUCCGGCGCGCUGGAGGGCAGGCUGGGCCGGGUGGUCGACAUGCUCCGCAAGAGCCCGCACACAGCCACCGUAGGACUCGAGGCGGAGAGCGUCAGGCGCGGAGGCAGCAGCAGCCGCGGCGACGGAGGCAACCACAACCACGCCGGAGGAGGACGGCGAGGAAGCGGCGAGCACGGCAACGGCGCGGUCCACUUCAGGUCUCCAUGGCAACAGAGCGUGAACGUGUUUGGCUCCUGGAACAGACCCGAGUGUGUCGAAGAGCUCCACCAGCAGGCGCAGCUUAACCUCCAGAGCCUGCUGCAAGACUUUGAGGAGCAGCUGUGCGACGGCAAGCCGCCAGGUCAGACGUUCCGCCAUCCGCCCUCGCAGAGCUCCGACGACGCCUCGCUCGGCUCCCCCGGCAACAAGCGGCCCGACUUCAUCUUUCUGCCGGCGUCCAAGCAGCUCUACGAAGAUGAGACCGCCAGCUCGGUCUUCGGACUGAGGUGCCUGGCCAGCCCGUCUCCCUCGCCUUCUCCGUCCCCCCGCGAGUCCGAUUGCCCCCCAUCGGGCUGGAGCGCCGGACCGCCCGUCGCAGAGAAACCUCGCUGGCACCUUGGCAGACGCACGGCAGCAAGUGAAGGAGGAGGUAAAUUCCAUGGUGUGGACCUCCUGCAGCACUCUGUCUCCCCAUCCCCCUCUCCAGUGGGGCACUUCCACCAGCCCCGCUCCCUGGAGCCUGUCACGGACACCCCUCACCAGAACAUCGCCCUGAGGAAGAUAUACUCCAACCUCGACACCGCCUCGCCUUCAGAUAUCAUCGUGGGCCAACCUGGAACCAUGGACCACUCUGGCCUGCUUUGCUCCAACACUCCCUCCAGCACCUGGAACGGACCGAAAGGCUCCACCUUCUCUCCCGAGGCUUGGAACGAGCCUUACAAUUAUAUUGCCAAGAAAGGCCCGGCGGUUCCGCCCAAACAACACAGUGUCAUUGGUCACACGGGAGGUGGGGCUCAGGAAGGCCUGAUGUUAGUGAGCAACUCGCAGUCUAUUUCCUUCUCUACCACUUCUGGGAGACAGAGGUACAACGUGCCAGGGAUGGAGAGGAGGAGCGAGACUGAGGGGUCCACGGCGGACGGCGGGAGAGGUGGGGCUGGUGGCGUUGAGACGGGGAGGGGCAGGGGGAUGUCCGCGCGCUCCUUAGCUGCGGCGAAUGCGUUCAAGUUCCGGGAACGUUCUCUCUCCACGCCCACAGACUCUGGUUCCUUUUGCUUUACUGAGAUUGGCACAGAGCAACCAGAUGGGACUCUUUCAUCCACAGGGAAUGGGAAUGUGACAUCUUCAGAGCACCAGUGGCAGCAUCAUAACUUUUUGGGUCUCGGUGAGAAUUACGCUCUCCUUUAUCCCAGAGGGAGCUCAGAAGACAGCGCCAGUACCACCGACACUAUCUCUGUUUCCGCGUCGGACUACACUGCUGAAGGACGCUUGUGCCUGCGCUCGCGGUCCAUCUCGCUCAAGAAGUCCAAGCGCAAGCCACCGCCUCCAGUGAGGAGCGUCUCUCUCAUGAAGAACCUCGACCAGGCUAAGGGAAGGAUCCACCAUGAGGGGGGUCUGCAUCGGGAUGGACGGCCAAAGAGCCUGCACAUCCCCAGGGACCACUUCCCCGACUUUCAGCCCGAUUUCCUUUUGCCCACCUCCAGAUCAGGGGAGCUCGGCCAGGGAGGACCUCCCGACCUGGAGGUCCGUGCGCCAGAAAGGGAGGCAGAACCAACUUUCCCCUCUCACUGGCAGCUGGGAGAGUGGAAGAGCAAUGACCCCUACAGGUCUUUAUCGGGCUCCAGCACUGCAACGGGUACGACUGUGAUUGAAUGUAUGAAAGUCAAAGGCAGUUCAGAGUCACUGCUCAACUCGCCCGCCACCUCCAGAGCCACGUCACCCUCGCACCUCCUUACGGAAACGGAUGUCAAGCCCGCUUCGCCCUUCAAACCCCCUGGACUCAUGUCUCCGUCAAGUGGCUAUUCCAGUCAGUCGGAAACUCCCACCCCUACCGUGCCGCUCAGUCAGGCAGCAGGUGCGGGGGGAGUGGGGUCAUCCGGGACAACGGGAUGUAAGUUGCGGCCAAAGAUUCCCGAAAGAAAAUCUUCGCUACCGUCGCCGAAGGAUCCUGCUGCUAGGUCCAGAUUGUCCUUUGAGAUGCCAGGGAAUGCCCAUCUGGAGCUGUCGUCAAUCAAGCCAAAGCAAAAGGCCAGCAGGCGGCAUUCAGACACGUCCACGUCCGCAAAACCUGGAAAAACUAGCCCCAACUCUUCGCAGGUCCUCCCGAUGGUCACCCAGAACGAGCUGAAAACAAUUCGGCUUCGUUCGGUCUCGCGAGGCGAUCUGGAGGACUGCCCGGACGGUGCGUCGGACACCAUCGAGGAAGAACAGCAGUGCAGAGACUUUGAAGAUGACGCCAGCCCGCCUCCCACCCUACCUAAACCCAAGCCGCCCGUUUCUGUCAAACCCCCUCUUCCAAAACGGCCCCUUAACCUGCGUCUGAAGUCCCAGUCCUCCACGCCCACCCUCACCCUGGACUCGCCCCCAGCGUCGCCCGUGGACCGCCGUGUUCCCCUGGGCAACAUUUACAAAGUCAUGAAGAAACCCAAACCCAAAAAAGCUCAGUCACAAAGUCUUUCAAAUCCAUCCGUGAUCCAAGAUUAUAAUUCCAUGUCCACCCCACAAGCCACCUAUAACCAGUGCCUCUUUGACCUCCCGCCCCUUCCGGACCCCCAGCCUCUCCUGGAGGAUCCCAUGUUAGAGCCGCAAUUUGAUGCGGGCCUUCAACUCGGGCCAGAGGACGGCGGCUCGCUCCCUUCUCCUUGCAGCAAUCUGGAGGCCCUGGAAUUCCAGGACAAGAGCAAGACCCUUCCUUCAAGAAUGACAAUCUCCUGUCUGGCAGAGCUCUCUGACAAAAAGAAACCCAAGGUUCCACCCCCAGUGCCCAAGAAACCAAACGUCCUUCUUCUUCCUUCCUCCGCCCACUCCUCAACUAACAGCGGGACAGACCGCCAGGCCACACCGACCGACAGCCCGGUGGGCCUUCCGUCUCCCGGAGAUCCUUUCCCCCCAGAAAACAUUCCCAUAAGUCCUGAAAUGUCAACACGAGAUGAGAAUCACUUGGGAGCAGACGCUUUGACGGAGUCUUCACUUCACUCUUCCCUGCUGGAUUCCUCCCUAGCGGAGCCGGAAGAGAAAAGGGCCGCCACGGGGAUUGAGCCAGAUGAUGGCGUGGCCAGUGACAAAACGGUGCUUCACAUUGUGGAGGAAACGGAUGAAGGCUUCCUGGCCAGCACGCCUGCAACACACACCACCGAAGACCUGUUCACCAUCAUACACAGGUCCAAGCGAAAGGUUCUGGGUCGCAAGGAGCCUUCCGAUUCCUUCGGAAGCCGCCAGAGUCUGACGUCUCCGGUCAAGCAGAUGAACCCCACCGCGGGCGGCGGCCAGAGGUCCAGCUCCCGCAACGAGAACUUCAUGGCCCUGCUGCAGAAGAAGGGCAGCAAGUCUUCCAGCGCGGGGACCAGGGUGUCCGCUGCCGAACUUCUCAAAAGCACAAACCCCUUGGCGCGACGUGUCCCCGAGCUCUCCGGCGAGGGGGGAGAGGUCCAAUCUGGCCAAGGCAAAGUCAACGAUCAGUGAGGUCGUUCCAGUGCGGAUGAGCUUGCAGCCAACAGCUUGGCUCCAACCACUGGCUGACCAUUUGCACCGUCCAAUCGCGUCAUAGCGCACUUUUGGGCGAAAUGGUCCCCGGCUUGGUUGGAGCCGUGUCGUUCUCCGUCGAAGCUCCGGAAGAGCGCGGAACAGGAGAGAGGGAAUCCGGCGACUUCCUCGGUCGGCAUGCCGGAUGGACAAGUGUUCUGAAAAGGGAUGUACAAACACCACCAAUAGAAGGGGUACGCGUUGAUUAUCUUUUCUCCCUGAUACCAAGUAAGAUUCGACUUGGACACGCCCACAAAUCAACUAAAGCACUUUUCUUCAAUGUCAAGAGGGAGCUGACCUUUCUUUCCCCUUCCUACCCUACGCACACUUUGUUCAGUGUCUUCUGUGCCAGUAGGACAUACGCUAUUAUGUACAGUGUGUUGUGUACAAAGAACAUCUCCAGACAACAAACGAGACACUGCCCAUGUGAUGGACACACACAAAGAACAGAAAUGUCUGCACAAGCCUGCGUGCGUGUGAGCGUGUGUCGGCAUGAGUAUGCGUGCGCACAAAUCAUCAUCAUGCCUGCGGAGUUUCUGCAUGGAGAGCAUGAAGCAGGCUUGGGGCGGGGGUUUCUUUUUCUGCUUGUCGUUUUGGUCUCCAGUGACGGGAACAAAGGAUAAACACACCAAACAAACCAGAGGGGACCUUUCAGUGUGUGCUUGCGUGCGUGCGAGCCCGAGCGACUGAGAGAGAGUUUUAGCGCGAGAGAGUGUGAGUGCUCUAUUUUCGUAGACGGCGCAACUGCGGCGGGGCGCAGAUGCCGAUGGAUUCUGAAGUCCUGAUGCAAGGUAAACUGCGGGUCUAAUGCGAUUUUGGUGAACUGCUCAGGGCGCAGGCAGACAGAUACUACAUAUUUAAGUAGCCAGCGGUUAUCACCAGCUCAUUCUGUAUUUAAUAAGGAUAUCCGCUCACAUUGUCUGUUCCCACACGGCGGUCAGAGCAGUGACACUGCUCCACUCACGCACGGAUCGCCGCGAUUACGAAUAGUCUUCCAACGCUCGGAGGCGGCGAGGGAUGUCAGCCUGUAAACGUUCCCACAGCAGCGCAGCCCGCCCACACUCAGAUCCGCCAUUCGAUUCCAUCUCUGGUGCAGAGUUGCGCCGCCCGCCGCGCGGGAUUUACACCGGUCAGGAAAAUAGAGCCCUGAGUGUGUGUAAGUUAGUGUGUGUGUGUGUGUGUGUGUGUGUGUGUGUGUGUGUGAGGGAUUUUGGUAAGAAAGCUUGAAAGUGUGUGUGUGGACCAACGUGUGUUUCCCCCAAAAGGGAAAAGCCAAGGUCCUUUUGGAGAACCGGGCCCACCUCUCGUGUCGUUCGCUUCUUGACCCCCGAUUGGCUGCCCCAGCGCGUGCAAUUUGUCCGCAACGGCACAAAUGGGGGUCCGUGAAGGUUGUAUCAAAGGAUGGACUGACUUCCUCUUGGCAUCCUCUGUGUGCGCCACUGUGUCAGAGCUCCCUCUGGUGGCAGGAGGAUGCGGCGCCAGACACUCUUCUCUUAAGUAAGCCAUCAUCGUGACGUAAAUCUCUGCUUAUGACCACUCCUCAAAUGAUGCUUUCUUUUUCAAUAUUUAGUGGCUAAAAAAAUCUUGUACAACUGUAUUUGUUUGCCUUGUAUAUCAAGGAUUGGCUGCCUUAUCGCAGCACUCUUUAAACGUUGUUUCGUUUGUGGACCUGCAAGCAGAAGUGGGAGCAGCAAUGUUGACAAAGCUUUCUGACAUUAUCAGGAAAGAUUCCCAUCGAUUCAUUCCCUUGACUAUACAGUAAGCGGACACAUACUUUGCGCCAUGUAAAGAUGGCCUCUCUUCACUCUGCGCGUGUCAUGCUUCAGAUAAUCUUAGAGCGAGGUUGUGCCGUCCGUCGAUUUGUGUACUUUUGAGUUCUAGGUCGUUUGACGCGAGCAUGCUGCACACAACUCAAGCUGAUGACGCCUUGUUGUAAGAUCCUCCUGUCCUCCGUCCAACCGCUAGAUGCGGCAAAAUAGCACCCAAUAACCAGUUGGGGGUAGAGCUUCGAGCAACAAAAGAGACAGAACAUUUAUUGGAGUUCUAUUUUUUAUUAUUCCUUAUGAGAAAAAAAGACAUAUUUAAAGGAAUAUUCCAUGUAUGUAUUAAAUGCCCUCAUGGCCCAUCCAGUGGUUUGGUGUGUAGCUGCCCGGAUAAGCGCCACAUUCCAACACGCCAGUGCCCAUGAAGUGAUUCUAUCAUAAAUAAAUUAUUUUUCUUGCGUAA
Messenger RNA from Phycodurus eques (leafy seadragon), 6862 nucleotides. RefSeq names its product NHS-like 2 (gene nhsl2). The coding region runs from base 716 to 4576 and encodes 1286 amino acids. The record is from RefSeq and is a predicted model, not a curated record. Gene Ontology annotation, biological process: cell differentiation. NCBI's taxonomy places the organism in Eukaryota, Metazoa, Chordata, Actinopteri, Syngnathiformes, Syngnathidae. The transcript is spliced from 10 exons.